Molecule: messenger RNA, 6046 nt
Organism: Pogona vitticeps (central bearded dragon)
Lineage: Eukaryota; Metazoa; Chordata; Lepidosauria; Squamata; Agamidae
Source: RefSeq, a predicted model, not a curated record
AUGGCUGGGAAAAGUGCCAGAUUCAAUCAAGCAGCAUCUGCAGCUAUUCGGCUUAAAAAAGGGUUGUUUGCUGGAAUAAAGCUGAAGAAGAAGAAGAAAGCAGAUAAAGGGUUAACCAUUGCAAACAAAGGCGCAGCGGAUGACCAUGAAGAAACUGACAGCUUGCACCAAGAGAUGUUUACUGGCCAAGAUGGAGAAGAAGGAGAAACCAUGUAUGAUGCCGCUGCUUCCACCAGUAGCUUUGGUGCUUCUGGGCCUCUGAAGAAGAGAGCAAAGCUGGAGUCCAAGAUCCAUGAAGGGGAGGUGAAAUCACAGAGUUAUCAGAUUGCCAUAACAAUCAUCGAAGCGCGGCAGCUUGUGGGAGAAAACAUAGAUCCUGUGGUGGUUAUAGAGAUUGGAGAUGAAAAGAAGCAGACAACGGUCAAAGAAGGAACCAAUGCACCAUUUUACAAUGAAUAUUUUGUGUUCGACUUCAUUGGGCCUCAAGUGCAUCUCUUCGACAAAAUUAUCAAAAUCUCUGUCAUGCAUAACAAGCUGAUAGGUAGUGUAUUGAUUGGUUCCUUCAAAGUAGAUUUGGGGACAGUAUACAAUGAACCAGGUCAUCAGUUUUGUGACAAGUGGGCCCUUCUUACUGACCCUGCUGACAUCAGGACAGGAGCUAAGGGAUAUCUGAAGUGUGAUAUCACCGUUGCUGGGAAAGGAGACACCAUACAGGCCGUUCAGAAAACAAGCGAUGCGGAAGAGCAGAUAGAGAAGAACCUGUUGAUUCCCAAAGGAUUCCCCUCAGAAAGGCCUUGGGCCAGAUUCUACGUGAGGAUCUACAAAGCUGAGGGACUGCCCAAAAUGAACUCAAGCAUCAUGGCCAAUGUCACAAAAGCAUUCAUGGGUGACAGCAAGGACCUUGUGGAUCCAUAUGUGGUGGUCACCUUUGCAGGUCAAAUGGGCCGAACAACAGUGCAGAAGAACUGUGCCGAUCCUGUGUGGCACGAACAGGUUAUUUUUAAAGAAAUGUUUCCUCCCUUGUGCCGAAGAGUGAAAAUCCAGGUGUGGGAUGAAGGCAGCAUGAAUGAUGUGGCCUUAGGCACUCACUUCAUAGACAUGAAGAAGAUCUCAAAUGAGCAGGAUGGAGAUAAAGGUUUUUUGCCCACCUUCGGACCUGCUUGGAUCAAUCUUUAUGGCUCGCCUAGGAACCAUUCCUUGAUGGAUGACCACCAAGAGCUCAAUGAAGGCUAUGGGGAAGGUGUUUCUUUCAGGGGCCGCCUCUUGAUUGAACUAGCAGUGGAGAUCCUCUCGGGAGGAGCCCAUGAGUCAAAGUUUUCCAAAAUCAUCAAGGACAUAAAGCUGCCUUCCAAGGAUAAGGACUCUAAAGGCUCCAAAGGGUCUGGGAAAGAGAAAGAAAAGGGAGCAGAAGAUGGAAAGUCCUCUUCAGAGUCAGAUAAAACAAAUUCAACUGAUGUGGAAGUAGAGCCAUUUGAUGUUCCACCUGAGAUCCAUGAAGAACAAUUGGAAGAAUUCCUCCUCUUUGGAGCAUUUUUUGAAGCAUCAAUGAUUGAUCGGAAAGUUGGAGAUAAACCAAUCAGCUUUGAGGUGUCUGUUGGGAAUUAUGGUAAUGUUAUUGAUGGAGUGUCACCAGGAGCUGGAGGGAAAAAGAAAUCCCAUGAAGGAGAAGAGGAAGAAGGUGUCCCCUUGUUGCAUGAAGGAACAGGAGAUGCUGCACAUGAUGUUUCAAUACCAUUGGUAUCUACUACACAUCCUGAAAAACCAGUAAUCACUGAAGGAAACAGAAAUUAUUAUUACUUGCCGUACGAUGAGAAAAAGCCCUGUAUUUAUAUAAAAAGUUUCUGGGGUGACCAGACCUUUAGACUGUAUUUUUCCAACAUUCUUGAGAAAAUGGCAACUCUCUUGGAAGAAGGUUUACAACACGUCAAAGAUUUAAUCAAAGUUUCGGAGAUGGAAUCAGAAGAAAAAAUGAGGUCCACUCUCACUGAUUUUAUCACCCAAAGUAGGGCCUUCAUUGCAAAUGCUGAAAAGAAAUCUAAGCAGAUGAAUAGGACAGCUUUGGACAAAAAGAGGAUGACGUUGUGUAAGCAAGAACUGGAAGCAAUGUCCAAAGAUGCCAAAGGAAUCAUCCAGCAACAAAAGAAGAAGAUUCCAGUCGACGAGAUGAUGCGAGAGACCCAGAACUUUAUUGAGAAGAUUCGCUUCUUGGUAGAUGAGCCUCAGCAUACGGUGCCUGAUGUGUUCAUCUGGAUGCUCAGCAACAACAAAAGAGUUGCAUACGCAAGGAUCCCAGCCAAAGAUUUGCUCUAUUCCCCUGUGCAUGAGCAGCGAGGCAAACAUUGUGGGAAGAUUAAAACACACUUCUUGAAACUACCGGGGAAACGGCCUUCUGGUUGGAACGUCCAUGGAAAAGUCGACACAUAUUUAUGGCUUGGUUCUGCCAAAUACUCUCACACCAUUUUGGACAACUUGCCUGUUGGUUAUGAGACAGAAGUACCUUCCUCAGCAAGUGCAGGAUCGCAUGCUACUGCUCCUCCUGUCAGCCUGGUCUACAAAACCAAGAAUGUCUUCCAGCUGAGAGCUCACAUGUACCAGGCCAGGGGGCUGAUUGCGGCCGACAGCACCGGACUUUCAGACCCCUUUGCUAAAGUGACUUUUGUUUCGCAUUGCCAGACCACAAAGAUCAUUCAGCAAACUUUAUCUCCCACCUGGAAUCAGAUGCUGCUUUUUAAUAACAUUCUGCUUCAUGGAGAUGGGAAAGAAAUCGCAGAAUUCCCCCCAGUGGUUGUUAUAGAGCUAUAUGAUGAUGAUGCUGUGGGAAAAUCAGAAUAUAUUGGUUCCACUGUAGCUGCCCCUGUAACUACAUUGGUUGGUGAGAAAUAUGAACCACCUAAACUCAGUUACCACCCUAUAUACUGUGGAAAUAUUUCUGGAGGCGAUCUCCUUUCUGCAUUUGAGCUGCUGCAGAUCCCUGAUUCUGGUCCUGAAGACCUCCCACCCAUGGAUCCUCCAGAUGCCAGCCUAAUCUAUCCCGUACCAGUCAACAUCAGACCUGUUCUAAGUAAAUACAGAAUAGAGGUUUUGUUUUGGGGCCUUCGUGAACUGAAGAAGGUGCAGCUUCUUUCUGUAGAUCGCCCUCAAGUCCUCAUAGAGUGUGCUAGCAAAGGGGUGAAAUCAUGUGUCAUCCAGAGCUACAAAAAUAAUCCAAAUUUUAAUGUCCUGGCAGAUUGGUUUGAAGUGGAACUGCCUGAAAAUGAAUUACUGCACCCUCCCCUCAGCAUCUGCGUGGUUGACUGGAGGGCCUUUGGCCGCAGUACUCUGGUGGGGACACACACCAUCAAUUGCCUCAAGCAGUUUUUAUAUAAGCCAAAAGAACUGCCUGCUUCGGCAGCAAAACCAGCCAAGAUUAUAGAAAUUGAUGAAGGUCCAUCUGCUCCAGGACCAGUUCAACCUCCAUCACCUCAAGAGGCCCCAACAGACCAUGUCUAUAUUGACGUAGAACAUGGUACACCUGUCUCAGCAGUCCCUGAGCCGACAGUAGUUGGUGUUCCAUCAUCACCGCCUGUCCCAACACCAGCACCUGCACUGAAACCUACAACUCCUACCACAGAGCCUACAAAAGAUGGGAAACUGAAAGAUUCAAGAAAAUCAAUUCGGAGGUCCACCAAGAGGAAGAAGAGGACAAUUGCUGAUGAAUCUGCUGAAAAUGUAAUUGACUGGUGGUCCAAGUAUUACGCUUCUGUGCAAAAAGUACAAAAGGCAAAAAUACUUGACUUCAGUGAUGGAAAGCCAGGAAACACGAAGGCAGCUACAGGCGAAGUAGCGUUGAGCAUUGACGAUGAGCCAGACAAAAAGAAGAGAGACAAACUGCUCAAACCAAAAGUGAAAGAGGCAACUCCAAAUCUUGCAACUAUGGAGAUCUAUGAAGGGGACCUGGAAAGUGAAUUUAACAACUUUGAAGACUGGGUGAAAACAUUUGAACUCUUCAGGGGGAAAUCUACUGAUGAAGAUAACAGCGUUUAUGAGGAGAGGAUAAUAGGGAAAUUCAAGGGCUGUUUCUGCAUAUAUAAAAGUCCAGAAGAUUGCUCCUCCGGAGAUGGGGGCCAGCCAAAGAUCCUGCAGGGUAUACCUCCGAAUCACUCUGUGAACGUUCUAAUCAGAGUAUAUAUUGUGGCAGCAUUUAAUCUCAGCCCAGCUGAUCCAGAUGGCAAAUCCGAUCCUUAUAUUGUACUCAGACUGGGGAAAACAGAAAUUAAAGACCGAGACAAUUACAUUCCCAAGCAGCUAAACCCAAUUUUUGGAAGGUCAUUUGAAAUUCAGGCCACUUUCCCGAAGGAAUCCCUGCUUUCAGUCCUGAUCUAUGACCAUGAUUUGAUCGGUUCAGAUGACCUCAUUGGGGAAACAAAAAUUGAUUUGGAAAACCGUUUCUACAGCAGGCAUCGAGCUACCUGCGGACUGCAGAGUCAGUAUGAAAUUGAAGGAUAUAAUGCCUGGAGAGAUGCCACCAAGCCAACUGAGAUCCUUACUAAGCUUUGCAGAGAUAACAGGCUGAGCGGACCUUACAUGCAACCUGGAAAGAUACAAAUUGGAGACAAGAUCUUUACAGGAAAGACAGUCUUCCAGGAAGAUGAGAAUGAGGAACCAGUAGAAUCGUAUGAACACCUAGCCCUGAGAGUGUUGCGUUCUUGGAAUGACAUUCCAGAUGUUGGAUGUAAGCUGGUGCCUGAACACAUUGAGACACGACCGAUCUACCACAAAGAUAAGCCUGGCAUGGAGCAGGGUCGUGUGCAGAUGUGGGUGGAUAUGUUUCCUAAGGACAUGCCUCUCCCGGGACCACCCGUUGAUAUUUCACCCAGAAAACCCAAAGGUUAUGAACUGAGAGUAAUCAUCUGGAAUACUGAAGACGUCAUUUUAGAGGAUGAGAAUAUAUUUACAGGACAAAAAUCAAGUGAUAUCUAUGUGAAAGGGUGGUUGAAAGGCCUUGAAGAUGACAGGCAGGAGACAGAUGUGCAUUACAACUCUUUGACUGGAGAAGGGAAUUUCAACUGGCGGUUUGUGUUCCCUUUCCAUUAUCUUCCAGCCGAGAAACAGGUGGUGGUUUCCAAAAGAGAGAACAUCUUUUCUCUGGAAAAGACAGAACGCAAAAUCCCGGCAGAACUGGUGCUCCAGGUGUGGGAUUUUGAGAGGCUUUCUUCUGAUGACUUCUUGGGCUCCCUUGAGAUGAACCUGAAUGGGUUUCCUCCAGCAGCAAAGUCAUCCAAGCGGUGUGACAUCAGCAUGGUAACUGCAACCAGCGAGGAGAAUAAGAUUUCCAUAUUUCAGCAGAAACGGGUCAGAGGCUGGUGGCCUUUUAUCAAAGCUGGAGAACUCACGGGCAAAGUGGAAGCUGAAUUUCAUUUAGUCACAGCAGAGGAAGCUGAGAAAAAUCCUGUAGGUAAAGCUCGGAAAGAACCAGAACCACUGGAAAAGCCCAACCGGCCUGACACCUCUUUCUCCUGGUUUGUGAAUCCUUUCAAGUGUUUCUUUUACCUCAUCUGGAGAAAUUACAAGAAAUACAUCAUCAUUGGGUUCAUUCUCCUUAUCUUGGUUGUGUUCUUAGUGCUUUUCAUCUACACUUUGCCUGGUGCCAUAAGUCGUCGGAUCGUUGUGGGUUCUUAAAAGACCUGUUUCUCUAUCAUGGCAUUAGCAAGUCAGUGAAAACUAAACAGCUUUUGUUUUCCAAAUUCAGCAUAAAAUGUAACUCGAUGGUUUAGUAAAUUCCAAAUAUAUUCUUAAUGAUAGCACUUUAUCACACAGCUCUGUUGACUGUGUUGCUGGGGCCAAACCAGGUAUGAGAAUGGGAGCACUUUUGUAUAUUUACACCAAAAUCUUGUCCAAUUAUAUAGAAAAGGAGGAGUCAAUGCACAGUGGGUGGGUUGCACAUAUCUUGUACCCAUUUUCUCAGUCGCUGUCAGUGCUGCCCCAGCAAUGAGAUGCAUGAUGGAUAUUCUGUUUUAAUAUAAAUAAUUAGCUCAUGUAUAUUAAAUAUAAAAUGAUGUUCAGUGUA